Molecule: messenger RNA, 1554 nt
Organism: Camellia sinensis
Lineage: Eukaryota; Viridiplantae; Streptophyta; Magnoliopsida; Ericales; Theaceae
Source: RefSeq, a predicted model, not a curated record
AUGGCUGCAUCGUUUCUACCAUUUGUGCUUCAGAAUCUCAACUCCUUGAUCCAAAAGGAGGUGGGCUUGCUUUGCGGUGUUGACAAGGAGACGAAAAAACUUUCAAGCACUCUCACCACCAUCCGGGCUGUCCUGGAAGAUGCAGAACAAAAACAAUUCCAAGACAAAGCCAUACAAAAUUGGUUGAGAAAACUCAAUGAUGCAGCCUAUGAAGUAGAAGACAUCUUGGAUGACUGCACAACCGAAGCCCUCCAAUACGAAUCAAAAAGGCUGAGUUCUAGUUCUCUAAAGAAGGUAAUAAGCACUUCCUUGUUGACUUGUUAUCCUGUUGAGAACAUUCUGUUCCGUCACAAGAUAGGGAAUAGGAUGAAAGAUACCAUAGAGAACUUAAAUGCAAUUGCUGAAGAGCGGAUGAAGUUUCAUUUACGUGAGGUGGUUGUGGAGAAACGAGUUGAAUUGGCUGAAAGACGUGAAACUAGCUCUGCUCUGAUUCAACCACAACUGUAUGGAAGAGAAGAAGAUAAAGAAAAAAUUGUCAAAAUGUUGGUUGAGAAUAUAUGUGAUUGUCAGGAUGUUUCUGUCUACCCUAUAAUUGGCAUGGGGGGGCUAGGAAAGACCACGCUUGCCCAAAUGGUCUUCAACGAUGAGAGGGUAGAGUGCCACUUUGAGCUUAAAAUUUGGGUUUAUGUUUCUCAGGAUUUUGAUGUGAAAAGGGUGAUAAAAGCAAUAAUCGAAUCCGUAUCUGACAGAACCUGUGAAGCCUCAAACCUAGAUUCUUUGCAGAAAAAGCUUCGAGAGAUGCUAAAUGGGAAAAGAUAUUUGCUUGUAUUAGAUGAUGUGUGGGACGAAGAUCAAGACAACUGGGAUGGGCUAAAGUAUUUACUAGCAUGUGGAUCAAAAGGUGCUUCCAUUAUUGUUACUACUCGUGUUGCAAAGGUGGCAUCAAUCAUGGGAACUGUUCUAGCACAUCACUUGUCAUUUUUAUCUGAAGAAGAUUGCUGGUUGUUGUUCAAACAACGGGCAUUUGGACACGGGAAUGAAGAGCAUCCAAACCUUGUGGCCAUUGGGAAGGAGAUAGUGAAGAAGUGUGGGGGUGUGCCUUUAGCUGCAAAGGCCCUUGGAGGGCUAAUGCGCUUCAAAAGUGAGGAAACAGAUUGGCAUUCCGUUCAAGAAAGUGAAAUUUGGAACUUACCCCAAGACAAAAAUUCCAUCUUGCCUCUCUUAAGAUUAAGUUACCAUAAUCUUCCAUUGGAAUUGAGACGGUGUUUUGCUUACUGUGCCAUUUUUCUAAAAGGUUCUGAAAUUGAAAAGGAGAAACUUAUUCAUCUUUGGAUGGCUAAUGGCUUUAUUUCAUCCAACGGAAAAUCGGAGUUAGAAGAUAUUGGUAAUGGUAUAUGGAAUGAGUUAUAUUGGAGAUCUUUUUUCCAAGAUGUGGACAAAGAUUCAUAUGGCAACAUUAUUUUCAAAAUUCAUGACCUUAUGCACGAUAUUGCCCAAUCCGUUAUGGAAGAUGAAUGCCAUAUGAUGGAGGCUGAAAGCUCAAAGAACAUAUAA